This is a messenger RNA of Corapipo altera (White-ruffed manakin), 3080 nucleotides long. RefSeq names its product metabolism of cobalamin associated D (gene MMADHC). Gene Ontology annotation, biological process: cobalamin metabolic process. Bases 148 to 1032 code for a protein of 294 amino acids. Gene Ontology annotation, cellular component: mitochondrion. NCBI's taxonomy places the organism in Eukaryota, Metazoa, Chordata, Aves, Passeriformes, Pipridae. The record is from RefSeq and is a predicted model, not a curated record. The transcript has 7 exons.
ACGCCUUCCCUUCCCCUUCCUUUUUCCUUCUCCUCCCUUUUCCCUUUCCCUUCCGUCUCCCUUCUCUCUUCUCUUUCCUCUUCCUUCCUCUCCUUUUCUUUUCCAGGGGCAUCCGGGACUGUCGGCGAGAGGAGAGCGGCGUCUGCCAUGGCCAAUGUGCUCUGUAACAGAGCAAGAUUGGUCACCUACCUCCCAGGGUUUUAUUCCUUAGUCAAAAGAGUUGUAAAUCCCAAGGCUUUUUCCACAGCAGGUUCCUCUGGCUCAGAUGAGCCUCAUGUGGCUGCUGCACCUCCUGAUUUAUGUCCCAGGACUGUGUGGCCAGAUGAAGUGAUGGGGCCCUUUGGACCUCAGGAUCAGAGAUUCCAGCUGCCUGGAAACAUUGGCUUUGACUGUCACCUCAAUGGCACCGAUUCCCAGAGGAAAAACCAAGUUUCCAAGAGUCUCCCUGAUAUUUUAGCAGAGCCUUCAGCCGGUGAGAGGCAUGAAUUUGUGAUGGCACAAUACAUCAAUGAGUUCCAGGGUGCUGGUGCUCCCCAGAAGCAGCAAAUAAAUAAUGCUGAAACCUACUUUGAAAAUGCCAAGGUGGAGUGUGCAGUCCAAGCUUGUCCUGAGCUCCUACGAAAAGAUUUUGAAUCCAUGUUCCCAGAGGUGAGUCCCAACCGCCUGACUGUGUUAACUGUCACCCAGAAGACCAAAAAUGACAUGACUGUGUGGAGCCAAGAAGUGGAGGAUGAGAGAGAGAUGCUCUUAGAAAAUUUCAUUAAUGGUGCCAAGGAAAUUUGCUAUGCAAUUUCUUCUGAGGGCUACUGGGCUGAUUUCAUUGAUCCAUCCUCAGGACUGGCAGUAAGUGUGAAAUUUGUCUUCUUGUUCGAGACGGACGAGCGUUACAGGCACUUGGGAUUUUCCGUGGACGACCUCGGCUGCUGCAAAGUCAUCCGGCACAACCUCUGGGGCACCCACGUGCUGGUGGGGAGCAUCUUCACCAACGCCGAGCCCGACAGCCCCAUCAUGAGGAAACUCAGUGGCAAUUAAAGCCCUUUGCACCCUUUGACUUGAUGAUCCUCUCCAAGGAAAUGCCACGUUUUCAAGUGUUCUUAGGUAAUAAAGUAGCUGUUAUUUAUUCUCAGUCUUUGUGUUCACCACACGUGACUUGGAAAGAUGAAUUGGCGGCGUCCAAACAGAUCCUUUUGUGCCACACGAGUUUCCAGCUGUGAGUUUCCUUCAUCUUAAAUGAGUUUAAAUUUACAAGUACAUAGUUAUCUGCAUUUCCUUUUUAAUUUUAUCACACAAGCCACACUUUUCAACCAUUUUGUCUUUCAGUGUCCAACAAAUCUGCUUAGUAAUAAAAAUCCUGAUGCCACUGAAAUUUGUAGGAAUUGUACCACUUAAUCAUUUCAGUAAGUGGCAAAAAAAAGUGGAAUAAGUAAUAGAAGUAAUAAGUCACCACAUGUGACUUGGAAAGAUGAAUUGGCAGCAUCCAGACAGAUCCUUUAGUGCCACACGAGUUUCAAGCUGUGAGUUUCCUUCAUCUUAAAUGAGUUUAAACAUAGUUACUUGCAUUUUGUUUUUUAAUAUUUUUUAAUAUCAUACAAGACACACCUCUCAACCACCUUGUCUUUCAAUGUCCAGCAAAUCUGCUUAGUAAUAAAAAUCCGGAUGCCACUGAAAUUUCUAGGAAUUCUGCCACUUACUGAAAUGACUAAGUGGCGAAAAAAAGAGUGGAAUAAGCAAUAAAAUUGUGCUCCCAGAAUAUAGAAUUUUAUAAAAACUACAGAAGUUAAUACUGGACUAAUCACUUACUCAGUGUUUUAAAAAGAGGAUAUUGAGAUAAGCUCUAAAUACAGGUAAUACUUUAGUAAGGAAGUGUUCACUCAACUGCUACAUCCACAGACUCCAUAAAAAGUCUUAAAUUACUCUAAAAUCAGUCAUCUCUUAUUGUUUUUGGUUUUUUUUUUUGUCUUCAUGGUGCUUGGGAUUUAUUUUCUCAAUGUUAGCUAAAUAUAUUUAAUUAGUUUAUAUAUAUAAAGGUAAUUUAAAGUUGCUUUUGUAACUUUCUUAGGUCAUUAAAUACAGGAGGGGAAAAAAAAGAUAAUAGAGCAAUGCCUGGAUAUCAUCAUUGUUUUCCUGGACUCUGAUGCAAUUUGGACUUGUCUCUGGAAUUUUGAAAUGCCUGUGCAAAGAGCAAUUAUGAUCAAUUAGUGCAAUUAUAAAAGGAGGGUUUCAGUAAAUCAGUUCAGGCUCUUCAGGGAUCACAAAAACAAUCAGAUCAGUUGAAGGCACUGGGGGAAGAACAGGGAAGACAUUUCAAGGCACUUGGAACACCUGGAAUUUCAAUGCCUUGAAAUUUGGCUCCAUAGGUGAAGGAAUAAAGCAGAUUUUAAUCUCAUCACAGUUUUGGGGCCAUUCUUUAUGACACCCCUGCAGUCAUGUAACAAUGGGAAUCCCUCAGUCUUGACUCCAUCAGAAAGUUGAAUUUUGAGGAUAAUGACUGCCCAGGAUGAGGAUCCAAGAGUUUCAGCUUCCCCUCAGGUAGCCUGGGAUUUUAUCCUUCUGUCUUUUCCCAGUGUUCACCAACAACAUGAAUUUAAACCUUGUCCUGGGUGUGUGUAGUUCUUCUGUUCCCUACUCAGGUCUCAGCCAGUUUCCACCAAAGUCCUUUUCUUGGCUUUAAUGGCUUUAGAACCAGAUCCUUUCCCAAGUGCCUGUCCCUGUCCUUGGGAACUUUGCUGGACCAGGGAGGUGGAAGUGAGGAAGCCUUUCCCUUGGAGAAGUGAGGAAGCCUUUCCCCUGGAGAAGUGAGUGCUGCCCACCCUGAAUUCCCUCCCAAAGCCAGCAAUUCCAAGGUUAUCCUACUCACCUUCCCUUCACUGGCUCUACUCUGCCCGCAUUCCAAGGUUUAAGUGUGUGGCUGCUGGGGCAGGAUUUUUGUUUUUCCCUUUGUCCUGGAAUUUGUGCUGUAUUUCCAGAGCCCCAGUUCUUACCCUCUGCUCUGCUGUCCAAGAAAACUGUCACUUCAAAGUCUUUUAUUGCUGUUUGAUUUCCUCAUUCUCAUCAAGAGGAUUAAAAAAGCUUGAGAAGCU